UUUGUGGGCGGGUCGACACCGCCGGGCGGGGCUUAGCGAGCACAUGACGAAGAAGCGUUGAAAAGUGGAAGAUUUGAGUUAGUUUGUGACAAUUCUCUCCCUGCUCGCUCCUCUAAUCUUCUACUUUACCUCUCCAAGUCGACAUUGUUGCUGCCAACAUGGCCUCUGCAGAACUCGCUCUGCUCAGCGUGUCAGACAAAAGUGGGCUGCUGGAGUUUGCCCGAAAGCUGCUGGGCGUUGGUUUGAGUCUCGUAGCUUCAGGAGGGACCGCCAAAGUUCUGCGUGAUGCUGGACUGGCUGUCAGAGACGUGUCGGAGCUGACCGGACACCCAGAGAUGCUGGGGGGCCGCGUGAAGACGCUCCAUCCCGCCGUCCAUGGAGGCAUCCUGGCCAGGAAGACCUCCGGUGACACCGCAGACAUGAGCAAGCUGGGCUACAACCUGGUCAGGGUGGUCGUGUGCAACCUCUACCCUUUUGUCAAGACCGUCUCCAACCCAGAUGUGCAAGUGGAAGAUGCCGUGGAGCAGAUUGACAUCGGUGGUGUAACUUUGCUGAGGGCUGCAGCUAAGAAUCACGCACGUGUCACGGUGGUGUGUGACCCCGCUGAUUAUUCCCUGGUCACCAAGGAGAUGGAGUCCUCAGGAGACCAGGAUACCAGCCUGGACACACGCAGGACUCUGGCUCUCAAAGCUUUCACCCACACAGCCCAGUACGACCAGGCCAUAGCGCACUACUUCCGUGGUCAGUACGGCCGAGGCCUUGUACAGCUGCCCCUGCGCUACGGCAUGAACCCUCACCAAGCACCAGCCCAGAUCUACACUCUGGGCUCCGGACUCCCUCUUACAGUGGUCAACGGGUCUCCUGGUUUCAUCAACCUUUGUGACGCCCUGAACGGCUGGCAGUUGGUCAGAGAGCUGAAGAGCGCCCUCAACAUGGCCGCCGCCGCUUCCUUCAAGCACGUCAGCCCUGCUGGAGCUGCAGUGGGAGUUCCUCUGACCGAGGAGCAGGCCAAGGUGUGCAUGGUGCACGACAUGCUGGCAGACCUCAGCCCGCUGGCCACCGCCUACGCCCGAGCAAGAGGUUCCGACAGGAUGUCGUCUUUCGGCGACUUCAUCGCUUUGUCCGACGUGUGCGACGUUCCCACCGCCAAGAUCAUAUCAAGAGAGGUGUCUGACGGCAUCAUCGCACCUGCCUACGACCAGGAGGCCCUCGCAAUUCUGUCCAAAAAGAAAAAUGGAAACUACUGCGUGCUUCAGAUGGACCCUAAAUACGAGCCUGACGACACAGAAGUGCGAGUCUUGUUUGGCCUUUACCUCCAACAGAAGAGGAACAAUGGUCUCAUCAAUAAAGACUUCUUCACUAAUGUUGUCUCCAAGGGCUCCCAGCUGUCUGAGGCCGCCCUGCGAGAUCUGACUGUGGCCACCAUUGCUGUCAAAUACGCUCAGUCCAACUCCGUCUGCUACGCCAAAGACGGACAGGUGAUCGGGAUGGGAGCAGGCCAGCAGUCCCGUAUCCACUGCACCCGCCUGGCAGGUGACAAAGCAGACAACUGGUGGCUCAGACAUCAUCCUGGCGUGCUCGCCAUGAACUUCCGUAGCGGCGUCAAGCGAGCGGAGAUGGCAAACGCCAUCGAUCAGUUUGUCAGCGACACCAUUGGCCAGGGCCCAGACUUGGAGGCGUGGAGGUCAAAGUUCCAGCAAGUUCCUGACUUUCUGUCUGAGAGUGAGAAGAAGAAGUGGAUGACUUCCUUGCAGGAUGUUUGUGUCAGCUCUGAUGCCUUCUUCCCCUUCAGAGACAACAUCGAUAGAACCAAGCAGAGUGGUGUGCGUUACAUCGCAGCUCCGUCAGGUUCUGCUGCAGACCAGCUGGUGAUCAACGCCUGCAAUGAGCAAGGCAUCACUCUGGUGCACACCAACAUGCGACUCUUCCAUCACUAAGCACUUGAGCAGAGAAGUCAACAUUUGUCUCCGAUCACCAAGUCAACCUUUGUCUCUGAUCACCAAGUCAACAUUUAGUCAACAUUUGUCUCUGAUCACCAAGUCAACAUUUGUCUCUGAUCACCAAGUCAACAUUUAGUCAACGUUUGUCUCUGAUCACCAAGUCAACAUUUAGUCAACAUUUGUCUCUGAUCACCAAGUCAACAUUUUUCUCUGAUCACCAAGUCAACAUUUAGUCAACAUUUGUCUCUGAUCACCAAGUCAACAUUUAGUCAACAUUUGUCUCUGAUCACCAAGUCAACGUUUGUCUCUGAUCACCAAGUCAACAUUAAGUCAACAUUUGUCUCUGAUCACCAAGUCAACAUUAAGUCAACAUUUGUCUCUGAUCCCCAAGUCAACAUUUAGUCAACAUUUGUCUCUGAUCACCAAGUCAACAUUUGUCUCUGAUCCCCAAGUCAACAUUUAGUCAACAUUUGUCUCUGAUCACCAAGUCAACAUUUGUCUCUGAUCCCCAAGUCAACAUUUGUCUCUGAUCACCAAGUCAACAUUUGUCUCUGAUCCCCAAGUCAACAUUUAGUCAACAUUUGUCUCUGAUCACCAAGUCAACAUUUGUCUCUGAUCCCCAAGUCAACAUUUGUCUCUGAUCCCCAAGUCAACAUUUGUCUCUGAUCCCCAAGUCAACAUUUAGUCAACAUUUGUCUCUGAUCACCAAGUCAACAUUUGUCUCUGAUCCCCAAGUCAACAUUUGUCUCUGAUCACCAAGUCAACAUUUAGUCAACAUUUGUCUCUGAUCACCAAGUCAACAUUUGUCUCUGAUCACCAAGUCAACAUUAAGUCAACAUUUGUCUCUGAUCACCAAGUCAACAUUAAGUCAACAUUUGUCUCUGAUCCCCAAGUCAACAUUUAGUCAACAUUUGUCUCUGAUCACCAAGUCAACAUUUGUCUCUGAUCCCCAAGUCAACAUUUAGUCAACAUUUGUCUCUGAUCACCAAGUCAACAUUUGUCUCUGAUCCCCAAGUCAACAUUUGUCUCUGAUCCCCAAGUCAACAUUUGUCUCUGAUCCCCAAGUCAACAUUUAGUCAACAUUUGUCUCUGAUCACCAAGUCAACAUUUGUCUCUGAUCCCCAAGUCAACAUUUGUCUCUGAUCACCAAGUCAACAUUUGUCUCUGAUCCCCAAGUCAACAUUUAGUCAACAUUUGUCUCUGAUCACCAAGUCAACAUUUGUCUCUGAUCACCAAGUCAACAUUUGUCUCUGAUCACCAAGUCAACAUUUGUCUCUGAUCACCAAGUCAACGUUCCAACCGUCACUUCUGUAACUGAACGUUGACCACAAGUGACUAAUCUUCUAUUGAGUGAAAUAAACUACUGACGUCAUUCAAUGUUUCUUACCAAAUAUUUCAUCAUCACUAAUCACAUGUUUCAUCAUUCCUUCAUAUUGAUACCAAGUAGUGGGUACUGGUAUCAGACCAAUAUUAACAUGUAGAUGGAUAUUUGUGUGACAGAAUCUUGCUUUUCCCAUCGGUUUCCUCCCAAUGUAAGCAACUUCUAGUCACUGCACACACACACACACACACACACACUAUCUCUAGUCACUGCACACACACGCACACACUAUCUCUAGUCACUGCACACACACACACACACUAUCUCUAGUCACUGCACACACACACACACACUAUCUCUAGUCACUGCACACACACACACACACUAUCUCUAGUCACUGCACACACACACUAUCUCUAGUCACUGCACACACACACACACACUAUCUCUAGUCACUGCACACACACACUAUCUCUAGUCACUGCACACACACACACACACUAUCUCUAGUCACUGCACACACACACACACUAUCUCUAUUAUCUCUCUCUCUCUUUGCUGCCCCGCCCCCCUCUGUUCUGAUUACUUGCAGUAUUACAGUUUAAUAACACUUUUAUUUUAAUCACUUUCAUAAGGAAAUUAUGAUCAACUUUCUAGAAGCAAAUUCACAAUCAAACUAUUAUGACAUUUCAAGUUUAAAGUAUCAAUAUCGGCAAUUCUCUACCUGUUUUGAU
Entelurus aequoreus (snake pipefish) is the source of this 3995-nucleotide messenger RNA. RefSeq names its product bifunctional purine biosynthesis protein ATIC-like. Gene Ontology annotation, biological process: 'de novo' IMP biosynthetic process. The transcript has 15 exons. Gene Ontology annotation, cellular component: cytosol. The record is from RefSeq and is a predicted model, not a curated record. Gene Ontology annotation, molecular function: IMP cyclohydrolase activity; phosphoribosylaminoimidazolecarboxamide formyltransferase activity. NCBI's taxonomy places the organism in Eukaryota, Metazoa, Chordata, Actinopteri, Syngnathiformes, Syngnathidae. The coding region runs from base 159 to 1937 and encodes 592 amino acids.